UUCUACUGUUUCAGCUGCCACAACUUCUUCCCAUAUGCAGUCGACUACACUUCGGUUGAGCAAAAAGUCUCUUAAUCAAGCCAGGGACCGUUUACUUGCAUUUCAAGAAGAAAAAAUGGAAGCGAACGAGGAUAUGAUCAUUAUCAGGGAAAAUGUGUCACUUGAAGCCUAUAUCAAAUAUUGUGAAAUUGAGCGAAAGCUCCCUGUUAGAAUUCGUUUGGUUGAAGGAAAAAUUAUAGCUUACGAAGUCCCUCUCACGGAACAUGGAGCAGUAGCAGGUGAAAUUGCGUUUUUGAUACGUUCCUGGAAUAAUCAACUACAUAAUGUACACGAGGAGGAUCUUAUUGUGGGAUCGAAUAGUUACUAUACUGCUGAUCUUACUAUCCGACCACGAGGACUUCCUAGACCUCCACCUGGCCAGGGAUCUAACUCAAGCGGAAACCCAUAUCCAACACUGGUUGUUGAAGUUGGCAACAGCGA
This is a messenger RNA of Paraglomus occultum, 480 nucleotides long. NCBI's taxonomy places the organism in Eukaryota, Fungi, Glomeromycota, Glomeromycetes, Paraglomerales, Paraglomeraceae. The record is from the annotation of a GenBank genome assembly.